Messenger RNA from Aphanomyces invadans, 753 nucleotides. RefSeq lists its product as hypothetical. The transcript has 4 exons. NCBI's taxonomy places the organism in Eukaryota, Oomycota, Saprolegniomycetes, Saprolegniales, Verrucalvaceae. Bases 1 to 753 code for a protein of 250 amino acids. The record is from RefSeq and is a predicted model, not a curated record.
AUGGAGCUGACCGAAAUGCGACCUGACUUUGAUGUUGAGAACGACCUAGAAGUCAUUGCGUCCGAGUUUGCCUGGAAAGGCAAGGUCCUGACUGGAGAGAUCAAGGCGGCGGUGAGCCCAGGCGCCAUCGACAAAGUCCGCCACACGCUGUCGUCCAAGCUCAACGAUGAUGCCACGAGCUUGUCGCUGAUGGAGAUCGCCACUCGGCGCUACAAGACGGUCCUUUGCAAACCGUUGGCGCACCACACUCGUCCAGAGGUGGCGCUGUCCAAGCGAGCCCGACUCCAGACGUUCCUCGAGCAAGUGCUCCAACUCCUGACGAUGUUCGAAGUUAAAACGAAGCAAAUUAUGGUGCCGACGCACCAACUCGUCCACGACAUUCUUUCGACCACGACGUUGGUGCCUUUCGUUUGCGACAUCGCGCUGGACUCGGUCGAAGUCGUCGAAGUGUCCAUUCCCGGCAACCGGUGGGCCAUCACGCACGUCAUUGCCGCCAACGUCGUCCAAGUCGGCGCAUUCCGCCACCACGUCCGGCUUCGCAACACUCGCACCGGCCACGUCGCGGCGAUCCAGCGCUUGCUGCACCAGUCUUCCCCCAGUCUAUGGCAUGCGGGCGAGCCCAUGUUCAGCUUGAACCAAGGGCAAGAAGUGCAGUCGACCCAGGAACUGUCGGCCAGCCAUCAGACCCACCUGUCGGGUCAGGUGCAUGCGCUGAAGCGGGGUCCCGCCAAGGGGACAGACAAGAUGGAAUGA